AUGGCCCCUAAGAAGAAGAAUGUGAAAAAGAACAAAGCAGAUAUCAACGAAACAACUAUCAUUGUGGAAGAUAGCCCCCUCAGUAAACUAAAUGGCUUGAAUGGACUCUUGGAAGGAGGAAAUGGUUUCAGCUGCAUCUCAUCUGAGGUUUCUGACUCAUCAUACUGCCCGAACCUCUUGGAAGGUCUAAGCAAAAUGAGACAAGAAAAUUUCCUUUGUGACUUGACUAUCAGUACCAAAACCAAAUCUUUCAAUGUUCAUAAGGUAGUGAUGGCUUCAAGCAGUGAAUACUUUCACAACAUCUUAAAGAAAGAUCCAUCCACUCAAAGAGUGGACCUCAAUGAUGUGUCCCCAGUGGGUCUAGCUACUGUUAUCACCUAUGCUUACACUGGAAAACUUACUCUCUCACUUUACACAAUAGGUAGUAUUAUUUCCACAGCAAUUUAUCUACAGAUUCACACCCUUACAAAGAUGUGCUGUGAUUUUCUAGUCCAAGAAAUCAGUGUUGAGAACUGUAUGUACAUUGCCAAUAUUGCAGAAACAUACGGACUAAAAACAACCAAGGAAGCAGCGCACAAAUUUAUUAGAGACAACUUCAUUGAGUUUUCAGAAACUGAUCAGUUCCUAAAACUUACUUUUGAUCAGAUUAAUGAACUUCUUGCAGAUGAUGACUUACAGUUGCCUUCUGAAAUUGUUGCAUUCCAGAUUGCAAUAAAAUGGCUGGAAUUUGACCAAAAAAGAGUAAAGUUUGCUGCCAACCUCUUAAGUAACAUCCGUUUUGGUACCAUCUCAGCCCAAGACCUUGUCAAUUAUGUUCAAACUGUGCCAAGAAUGAUGCAAGAUGCAGACUGCCACAAGCUCCUAGUGGAUGCCAUGAACUAUCACUUGCUUCCCUAUCACCAGAAUACACUUCAGUCCAGAAGAACAAGGAUCCGUGGAGGUUUCAGAGUCUUAGUUACUGUUGGGGGACGCCCUGCUUUAACAGAAAAGUCUCUUAGCAGAGACAUCUUAUACAGAGAUCCUGAAAACGGAUGGAAGAAGCUAAGUGAAAUGCCUGCUAAAAGUUUUAAUCAGUGUGUCACAGUGAUGGAUGGAUUUCUCUAUGUGGCUGGUGGGGAAGACCAGAAUGAUGCUAGGAACCAAGCCAAGCAUGCAGUCAGCAAUUUCUGCAGAUAUGACCCUCGUUUCAAUAGCUGGAUUCACUUGGCAAACAUGAAUCAGCGGCGCACCCACUUCAGCCUGAACGUGUUCAAUGGGCUCCUCUUCGCGGUGGGAGGCCGCAACUCCGAGGGCUGCCUCUCCUCUGUCGAGUGCUACGUGCCUGCAACCAACCAGUGGCAGAUGAAGGCCCCGCUAGAGGUGCCGCGGUGCUGCCACGCCAGCGCCGUGGUGGAUGGCCAGAUCCUGGUCACGGGAGGUUACAUCAAUAACGCUUACUCUCGCUCGGUGUGCAUGUACGACCCCAGCAAAGACAGCUGGCAGGACAAGGCCAGCCUCAGCACCCCGAGGGGCUGGCACUGCGCAGUGUCCCUUCUGGAGAGGGUCUACGUCAUGGGUGGGUCUCAGCUGGGGGGGCGAGCAGAAAGGGUCGAUGUUCUCCCUGUGGAGCGUUACAGCCCAUACACGGGCCAGUGGAAUUACGUGGCGCCGCUUCAAACCGGAGUUAGCACGGCUGGCGCCUCCACCCUCAACGGGAAAAUUUACUUAGUGGGUGGCUGGAAUGAAAUAGAGAAAAAGUACAAGAAAUGCAUUCAGUGCUAUAACCCAGAUCUCAAUGAAUGGACAGAGGAAGAUGAGCUGCCUGAGGCCACUGUGGGUGUAUCUUGUUGUACUAUAUCCAUGCCCAACACCAAGACAAGGGAGUCCAGGGCCAGCUCAGUCUCUUCUGUCCCAGUCAGUAUCUAA
Messenger RNA from Agelaius phoeniceus (red-winged blackbird), 1905 nucleotides. RefSeq names its product kelch like family member 31 (gene KLHL31). Gene Ontology annotation, cellular component: nucleus. Gene Ontology annotation, biological process: negative regulation of JNK cascade; negative regulation of protein phosphorylation. Lineage: Eukaryota; Metazoa; Chordata; Aves; Passeriformes; Icteridae. Gene Ontology annotation, molecular function: protein binding. The record is from RefSeq and is a predicted model, not a curated record.